AAUCAUUGACGUUGAGAUUGUCAAAUACUUGACAAAGUGACGACACGUGUCUCCCUAUUAUUGGCAAUAUAUUUGACUGAUGCACUAUCUCAAAGAGAGAGAUAAAGCGCAUUAGAGUUUUGAGUUGACUCGCCCCUUUCAUUUCUUUUUAUCGGUGCUCAUCAUUAUCAUCUUCUUUAAACAACUCCAACGAGUGGUGUGUUUGUUGUGAGAUAUGGCGGUGGAACUCAUGAGGAACAGCUACGGUGGCGUUAGAGUCAAAGGAGAAGACGACGGCGGCUUUUCUGCAAAUAUGGAAGACACCGCCCUGAGAGAAGCUGCGUCUGCUGGGAUUCACGGCGUUAAGGAGUUUCUUAAACUAAUUAAUCAAAAAAGUCAACCGACAGAAGAGAUAACGGCGGUGACUGACGUCGCCGUUAACAGUUUCAAGAAGGUGAUAUCACUUCUCGGUAGAUCUAGAACCGGACACGCUAGAUUCAGACGAGCACCGGUUACGACAAAAACCAAAGAAGGAGGAGAUUGGAAGACGGAGGAGAAGCCAGCAACAAGCGCCGUCGUGUUAAACAGACAGAAAACGGAGCAGAACGGUGGAUCUGCGUUUAGAGUUUAUUGUCCGACACCAAUCCAUCGACGUCCUCCUUUAUCACACAACAACAGUCUGAUAACAAAGAACGGUUCGUCUUCUUCGGCUAACAACGGAAGACCACAAGAGCCAUCAACGAUAAACUUCGCGCCGUCACCACCUGUCUCCGCGGCGAACUCGUUCAUGUCUUCUCAUAGAUGUGACACCGAGAGUAACCAGAUGUCUUCAGGAUUCGAGUUCACUAACCCAUCAUCCCAAAUCUCGGGUUCGAUUGGUAAGCCUCCUUUAUCAUCAGUUUCGUUGAAGAGAAGGUGUGACUCAUCUCCCUCAAGUCGUUGCCAUUGUACCAAGAAAAGGAAAUCUAGAGUGAAGAGAGUGAUUAGGGUUCCUGCCGUAAGCAGCAAGAUGGCUGAUAUACCAUCUGACGAAUAUUCAUGGAGAAAAUAUGGUCAAAAACCAAUCAAAGGCUCUCCUCAUCCUCGGGGAUAUUACAAAUGCAGCAGUGUAAGAGGUUGUCCGGCGCGUAAGCACGUGGAGCGUGCACUCGACGAUGCGAUGAUGCUUAUCGUGACUUACGAAGGAGACCACAACCAUGCUUUGGUGCUCGAGACGCAUCAUGACAAAACUCUUUAACUUUGGUCGUUGCGGCCGUGGAAUCUUAGCCGUUCGAUCUGAGUUGGAAGUGACCCUACUCUUGUUUCUGUCCGAAAUCCAGAUUAGUCAACGACAGAGUGGGCCUUAGUCUGCACUUUUUUAUAUAUAUAUUUAAUUUUUUUUACAAAAGCUUUUGCUUUAUUUUGCUUUAAUUGGAGAGAAUAGGGGGCAAUCGUUGUGGAUCUUGACUCUUGAUGCAAGUUGAACCAUGUGAAAGUCCUUUUCCUUUUGUUUAUUUAUUCUAAAGAUAAUAGCACUA
Molecule: messenger RNA, 1496 nt
Organism: Brassica rapa (field mustard)
Lineage: Eukaryota; Viridiplantae; Streptophyta; Magnoliopsida; Brassicales; Brassicaceae
Product: probable WRKY transcription factor 7
Biological process (GO): regulation of DNA-templated transcription
Molecular function (GO): DNA-binding transcription factor activity; sequence-specific DNA binding
Source: RefSeq, a predicted model, not a curated record